Molecule: messenger RNA, 141 nt
Organism: Arabidopsis thaliana (thale cress)
Lineage: Eukaryota; Viridiplantae; Streptophyta; Magnoliopsida; Brassicales; Brassicaceae
Exons: 1
Coding region: 1-141 (46 amino acids)
Source: RefSeq, marked reviewed
AUGUCAUUUAAUAAAGAAGAGAAAAGUUUGGGGGUGGAGUUGAAAAGUAAGGUAAAAGAGAUGGGACAUGUGAAAAUGGUCAAAGGAUUAGAAAGAGAUUUGGGGACCAAAGUUGUCGUGUUUGACCAUUGUUGUAUUUGA